This is a messenger RNA of Linderina pennispora, 402 nucleotides long. RefSeq lists its product as uncharacterized. NCBI's taxonomy places the organism in Eukaryota, Fungi, Kickxellomycota, Kickxellomycetes, Kickxellales, Kickxellaceae. The coding region runs from base 1 to 402 and encodes 133 amino acids. The transcript has 2 exons. The record is from RefSeq and is a predicted model, not a curated record.
AUGCCGUCGCAGCAGACACAGCAGAACAAGGUCGACUUCUCGCUUAUCCGGCCCAAGAACUACUUUGCCAACGAGCGCACGUUCAUCAGCUGGCUGCAGCUGGCGGUGACCAUGGGCGGGCUGGGUCUGGCGCUGCUGAACUUUGGCGGCUCGGGCAUCCGCGUGCGCAUCUCGGCGUUUGUAUUCGAGACCGGUCGCGCUGGCACUGAUCGUCUACGCAUACACCAUGUUCUGGACGCGCGCCGAGCGGCUCCGGCGCGGGCAGCGCGGGACGUGGGACGACCGGUUUGUGCCGGUGGUGGUGCGGUCAACUUUGGCCUGACUUUCCACAAGAAGGCAUACACGCCGCCGCUCGACAAGCUCACCGUGUCGCUGCUGUCGUUUGGCAAGGCCGAGCACUGA